AUGUCUAAAAAUGCGGUCUCUUUGGUUUUUAUUUUCCAACUUAAGGUGCUGAAAUUCUUCACAUGCGUUUUCAUCGAUCAGAUUCCUGAAGCUUCAUUCACAAUUGUCGAGGCGGUCUUCUCAUCACAACUGAUCUUCAUGCCUGAGGGAGGGGAAUUUAGCUUGCUUGGUGAAUUGUACCCGGUGACUCAAGCUCUUGAUCUACGCUCGAACAAGUUGAACAUCGUAAACCAAGUUGUUUUGGAGGGUUUGUACUGGGGCCGGUUAUUGCUGGAGCGUCUAACGCUAAAUGGGGGUGCUAGGCUAGAGACAAACCGUACAGCACUGGCCCAGACUAGUGUUCUGCAACUUCUACCACGCAACAAACUCGAACACCUCAGGACCCCUCAAAAGCCCGGCUUCUCCAAAUACUUCGGAGGGACAUAG
Messenger RNA from Laccaria bicolor S238N-H82, 426 nucleotides. RefSeq lists its product as uncharacterized. The coding region runs from base 1 to 426 and encodes 141 amino acids. Lineage: Eukaryota; Fungi; Basidiomycota; Agaricomycetes; Agaricales; Hydnangiaceae. The record is from RefSeq and is a predicted model, not a curated record. The transcript has 4 exons.